UUUAAAGGUUUGUUAUGACAUGAGAUAUUUCUGCACAGUGAUGAUCUUAUUAGCUCCAACAUGCAGAUUUAACUUUGGCCAUAGGAGUAUGUGUUAAGUGGCAGAUUUAGUAAGAAAUUCUUCUGUGGAACACGUAAAGAUGGAGUAAAAUGAUUACAUAAUGCGAGUUAAACGGGUGUGAAGCAGCUUCACUGAAGCUGAGCCUCUAGGGGAGGGAGAAGAAGAAGAAGUGGAUAUUCUUUCGCACUGGAACUGAGCAGACAUCCAUUUUGAAGUGUUGAUUGGAGUGAUUAGUGUUACCGAUACAUCUAGUCGUUGAUUUCACUGCGCUUUCAUUUCGCAGCAGCGGCGGUGUCGGAUUGUGUGUGGUAUCGAGGCUCGGUUUGUGGCUGAUGUCUCGGCGGACACGGAGCUGAUUGCAUUAGAGACGGCACAUGCUCAGUUAGCGCUGCUGAGCGCCAGCUCUGUAGGCUGGCGCGUGAACGCUGAGGUCAUCGCCUGAGCUCGGGGAGAAAAUCCUCAGCCUAGCCUCCAUUUUGAGUAGCUAGUAUGAAAUAGGCGAAUAGCAUAGUUUUGGGCCGCCGCCGCAGAACGAAAACAAACUGUAAACACAACGGAAAGAGCUUCCGCCAUGGACGACCUGUUCAGCCCGCGAAGGCAGCUGAACAGCACGCAAGGGGAGAUUAGAGUGGGUCCAAGUCAUCAGGCCAAACUCCCUGAGCUGCAGCCGCUUCCUACUCCUGGCAUAGACUCAGUGACAGAGAAAGAGGAGCUAGUCUGGACACCAGGAGUGAAUGACUGUGACCUUCUCAUGUACUUGCGUGCUGCCAGGAGCAUGGCAGCGUUUGCAGGGAUGUGUGAUGGAGGGUCAACAGAGGAUGGCUGUCUUGCAGCCUCCCGCGAUGACACCACGCUGAAUGCAUUAAACACGCUCCAUGAAAGCCAGUAUGAUGCAGCCAAAGCUCUUCAGUGCCUGGUGAAGAAACCUGUCCCUAAACUCAUAGAGAAAUGCUGGUCAGAAGAUGAAGUGAAGAGAUUCAUCAAAGGUCUCAGGCAGUAUGGCAAAAAUUUCUUCAGGAUCCACAAAGAGCUGCUCCCCAGUAAGAAAACGGGUGAGUUAAUUACCUUCUACUACUACUGGAAGAAAACUCCUGAAGCUGUAGGGUCACGACCUCAGCGUCAGCACCGUAGGCAGACUGCCUCUCGCAAGGUCAAAACUCGCAACGCCGUAGCAGCUGCCAACACCAACUCCCGCACCUCAUCUAUGGAGCUCAGUUCAGCCAGUGAGGACGAUAUGGAGAGUGAGGACAGUGAGCAGGGGGAAAAAGGACAAGCUUGCAGCCACUGUCUAACCACCAGCUCUAAAGACUGGCAUCAUGGCGGUCGUGACAAUGUCCUGUUAUGCACCACUUGCCACGCCCACUUUAGCAAGCAUAGACGGCUGCCACCUAUGCCCAAGCCAGCUGACCCACCCUACCUGUUCAAACCUGUACGAGACGAAGAUGAAGGGCUUGGUGCACGUCAGGGAAUGAAGACACGGCGCAGCAGAGCAUCAAUGUCAUCCCUGAGAAGUGGGCGGAACCGGCUAACAGGGAGCCCUGAUACAGGUCUGUCUCCCAGCAACGACGAAGUCCGAGUUAGUGGCCACGCCUCCAGAACUGGCUCCUCUGCUAUGGCAACCAGGGCAUCCAGUGCUGAUGCCAAAGCUAUGGCUGGGAAGGCUGGCAAGAAGAUAAAAGUGGAAGCAUCCUUAGUAAAAGGAAUUAAGAGACAGAGAGACACCGCUGCACCAGAUACAGAAGAACCAGAAAGAAAAACCAUGAAAAGGCCCAAGAAUCAAGAGGUUCCAGACUCCCAGUCAGAAGGAGAGGGUGAAGGUGAAAGCUCAGACAGCCGCAGUGCUAAUGAGGAUGGCAGCAGUGAUACUAAAGAUAUAGACCAGGACAACCGCAGCUCUUCCCCAAGCCUCGCCAGCCCAUUGCCAGCCAAUGAGAGUGAUUUAGACUCACCUGUUCCUCCACCUCCACCUCCAGCUGGGCCACAGAGCCAAUCACAACAACCUGUUAACACUAUAGCAGCUGCUCCUCCAGCUCCCUCUCAGACCCCACCUGCUCUACCACCUCAACCCUUACAAUCAAGUGUAUCUUCACCUGGAGUUUCUACCAUCACUACCACCAGCAGCACCACCACCACUUCACGGGUCGUCGUCCCUGUGGACAUUACCCAAGAUGAUCCAUCUGUCAUUGCUCAUAGGAGGAGUCAAAGGGGUCAGGAGGCUCCUCCCACAUCCCAGCCUCCCUCGGGGCUCUCCUCUUUCCAGGGACCAGGUCCAGGGCAGGGCCAGUCUUUCCCUCCAUCUGCCCCUCAUUAUCACCACCAUCCAAGUCAGGUUCAGAAUCAUCCAUCCAGCGCUCAUCAUCCUCAUGGAUUUGGUCCUAAGCCCCUUCAACUUCAGCGGGAUAGCCUCCAUUCUGCUCUGCCACUGACAUCUGCAUCUCAACUCAAGCCCCCACCAACUACCCCUAUCCCCUCCUCUCACAAGCCAAUUCCUGCUCCUCCACCAUUUCUGCAGAUCCACCCCAAUCUGCCUCCACCUCCAGCAUUAAAGCCUCUGGCCUCUUUACCUGCUCAGCACCCUCCCUGCUCUCAACCUCCUCCCUUGCACAUUAUGCCCCAGCCUCAUCCUCAGCCUCAACUGCCCGUGCUGACUCAGUCCCAGAACCAUCAAGGCAAAAGUCAUGUUACCAGCCUCCCUCCAGCCUCAGCCUGUCCUCACGCUUUGCUCUCCCAGAACCGUCCUAUGCCUGAAUCCACCGCUCCGUUCACUCUGUCCUCAUCUUCUGCUGCAGUCCCGGGCCCACAGCCAUCCACUUCCUCUGCACCAAGUGCACCUGCUGGGCCAGCACACGUGACCAUCAAACAGGAGCCUGUAGAUGAAGAUGAGAACUGUGAAAGCCCGCCUCCUCCUCCACGCAGGACUCCUUCACCUGAACCCACUGUGGUUAACAUCCCCAGCCAUGCAAGCCAGUCAGCCAGGUUCAUCAAACGUCUGAACAGAGGCUAUAAUUCCUGUGCUCGCACAGACCUCUACUUUACCCCUCUUGCUAACUCUAAACUAGCCAAGAAAAGGGAGGAGGCUGCUGAAAGACUCAGAAGAGAGGCAGAGCAGAGUGCCCGUCAGAGUCGAGAAAGAGAGAGGGAGCGUGAGAGGGAGAGAGAAAGGGAGCGGGAGAGAGAAAGAGAUUCAGACAAAGCUUCUCGAGCCUCCAGCUCUUCCCAUGAGGGGCGUAUGGGCGAUUUGCCAUUGGCUGGACCCAUGCCACCAGGACGCCCAUCAUUCGAGGCCCCCCCUGCGGCAGCUGUUGCCGCCGUCCCUCCAUACCUCGGGCCUGAUACGCCGGCUCUGCGUACACUCAGCGAGUAUGCACGGCCUCAUGUUCUAUCGCCCGGCAGCCAUCGUGGUGGGCACGCCUUCUUCACACCCUUGGGGCCUGCUGACCAUUUGCUGGCCUAUCACAUGCAGGGCUUAUACGCAGCUGACCCCGCACUCCGGGAGCUGCGAGAGCGUGAGAUCCGUGAGAGAAUGAAACCAGGCUUUGAGGUGAAAGCACCUGAGCUGGAGACACCUCUGCAUCCAUCCCACAAUCACAUGGAUCAUUUGGGCCGCCAUGGAGCCCUGGCUCUAGCGCACCCAUUUGGGCCAUACCACCCAGCCAUGGAGCGCAACAUGGUGCGGCCUGAGUUAACAUACGCUGAACGGUUGACUGCAGAGCGACUCCAUGCUGAGAGGAUGGCAGCAUCUGCUGUAGACCCCGUGGCCAGACUACAGAUGCUCAAUGUAACACCACACCACCACCAGCACUCACACAUCCACUCCCACCUCCAUCUGCACCAGCAGGACCCACUCAACCAGGGUUCAGGGCCCCACCCUCUGGUGGAGCCGUUGGCAGGAGGUCCCCCUCUGGCUAGGUUCCCCUACCCACCAGGUGCACUUCCCAACCCACUGCUCAGUGAGUUGCCCCAUGAACAUGACAUGCUGCGACACCCUCUCUUUGGAGCAGCAUUCCCAAGAGAUUUACCAGGACCACUGGGUCCCAUGUCAGCUGCACAUCAGCUUCAGGCCAUGCAGGCUCAGUCAGCGGAGUUACAGAGACUGGCACUGGAACAGCAGUGGCUCCAUGGGCACGCACACCUGCACGGCGCUCCUCUCCCUAGCCAAGAAGACUACUACAGCCGUCUGAAGAAAGAGGGAGACAAGCAGCCUUGAAAUAGUUGACGUACACUGUGGACUAUGGGGUGAUUUCUGUAUUCAGGGUGGUAGCUGUUCCUCUCUGCAGGAACCCUGUACAGAAUUCAGUUUAUUCCCUUUCAGCACUUAUGACUCUGCCCUACUUUGUGGUAUUGUAUGAAAUAACAACUUUUUUUCUAAGCACAUUGACCUUGUUUUUGUUGCAUGACUAUUACUUAGCCAUUUUUACUGUUAAAAAUGAACUCUAUUGUAAUAUUGUUGCUGUGCUAAAGCACUAGAUGUAUUUAGUAUUUGCAAGGUGCUGUCCAGUAUCGUGAAUAUCCACAAUACAGCUUAAAGUUUAAAACUUUAUUGAUACCUACUCUAUAAUACUGUACAUAGUAUAUGUAUCAAAUAAUAUAUUACAUGUGUAAAAGAGUGUUUUAAUGUUAGAUUUGGACUCAAAAAGACAAAAGAACCUGUGUGCAGUAAGUGCAUGCUUUAAAUACUGUAUCAUAGCUUUUCUUUAACCUCCUCUUUUUAAGGUAUAUCUUAGAGGGAACACUCUUAUCAGUAUAUAACAGUAGAGAGAGAAUAGUUUUUGGACUGUUUAUUGCAAUACAAAUGAAACUGUAUUAAUAACAAAUAAGUAAUUAAUUGACACCAUGUCAUAUAUCUCUGGAUAAAGUAUUAUGUCUAAGUAACAAUAUAAAGCUAGCUGUGACCACUAGUGGAGUGUCAUUAUUUGUGCUCAAAUGGACAUCAGUUAGAGCUAUUAACCACAUUACUCGAAAACUACUGAUGUGAAAACUUUUUCUUUACGCAACAGCCAAAAACACAGUAUUUUCUACAAUAAACCAGUGAAUACUGAAAGUAA
Pangasianodon hypophthalmus (striped catfish) is the source of this 5105-nucleotide messenger RNA. It is a transcript of the gene rereb, whose product is annotated as arginine-glutamic acid dipeptide (RE) repeats b. Gene Ontology annotation, biological process: regulation of DNA-templated transcription. NCBI's taxonomy places the organism in Eukaryota, Metazoa, Chordata, Actinopteri, Siluriformes, Pangasiidae. The transcript is spliced from 17 exons. Gene Ontology annotation, cellular component: nucleus. Gene Ontology annotation, molecular function: transcription corepressor activity; sequence-specific DNA binding. Bases 632 to 4267 code for a protein of 1211 amino acids. The record is from RefSeq and is a predicted model, not a curated record.